AUGUCGGUUCUACAGAGUUUGCCCGUGAACAACGGAUCAGUCGAUGGUGUCCGCUACUUUGAUGCACGGCCUCGACAUGGUGUAUUUGUCCGCCCAAAGGCUCUCGAACGCAUCGAUCCUGUUGAACGUGCUCUGGCUGCUGGUUAUCUCGCAAAGACGGUGGAACAAGUCACGCCGCCCAACUCGGAUCACCUCUCACCAAAGCGUCAUGGACUGAGCCUGCUCGCCUUGGCGAGCCAGGACGACGUGCGCAAGGUUGAGCAGAACCGAUCGCGCCUGUUUGACGCCGGGCUGGCUCCCGGGGUCGGCGUUGCGCUGCGCGCCGGCCUCCCAGUCCUCGUUCCGCCGAACAACGCCCCAGCUGUGGUUCGGUUUGUCGGCGCGCUGGACGAUGAUCCCGGAUGGGCAGCGGCAGCGCUACAGCUACUACCCAAGCGACACGGGCUUGGCUAUGUUGAGCCUCCUCUUGACGAAAAGGCGCUGCGGCGGGUCCUAGAUGGCAUUGCGGUCGCGGGUGAGGCCGUGACCACGCCACUUGAUCCGUCAGGCUCGUCGCUAACGGCGCGAGCCCGUGAACACGUCACAGCUGUCGCUGACAUGCUUGCGCUGAUGGAGAAGCUCGAACCGCUGGUCGACUCGCGAGCUGACACUCGACGACUGCAGCGGGCACGGAUCCACAUCCGCGCGUGCGGCAAGGCUGUCCGCCGAAAUGCCAAGGCAUACCGCCGCCGCAAGACCGUUGCGUCGCGUGCCAAGCUGGCGGCGGCGUCAGCGGUCCUGGCAGCGGCGGCAGAAGCCGGCAUUGCUCUUGCACAGCGGGCUGGUAACGCCUCACUCGGCUUAGACGAUGCGGACGCUCGCGAGCUGUGGGCCCCGCCGCUGGCCAACCUCGCCCUGCUUGCCGCCCAGGUUCCCUCGGCAUGGUCCGCCGCGGACGUUCGUCAGCGUCCCCAUGAUGCCGCUAGCGAGCUGCAGCAUCUUGUAGCUCUUGCCGUUGAUGCCAUUGGACAUUUGGAACAGGCUUCCGGCGCUGUGGACGCGCCCAGCGGCGACUUGCUGCGCAGCCAUGCCAGGGCGCUAGAGACAGCACGCGCGGCCGGGAGCCGUGCUCUUGCCGAGAUCUCCACUCGCCCGACGUCACGGCGUAGUGCCAAGCACGCCGCUCGUGCCAUCACCUCGCUCAUAGCAACCCUGCAUGCUGCACUCGACGCCGGAUCCGCGUGCACGCUGGCAGCCAUGGAUGCUGCUGGCGCGCCCGCCACCCUCAGUCGAACCGCUGCUGCCGCGCGCAGCGUUUCAUCCCAAGCGCUGCUAGGCCUCAGCAAGCCUGAGAGCGCAACUGCCCUUCUCACAGCCGGGCUUGCCCUCCAUCAGGUGGCCGGCACCCACGAACUUGAGUUUGCGACCAAGACGCUGGCUAGCGCGCUCGACACUGGCCGCGACAAUGACGCUGUUGUCACGGCGGCUGGCAGCCUAGCCGAGGCCAUCGAUGCUCACACUGGGGCUGGUGGUCAAGACUCGAGUGGACACGACUACACCGCAGUCGAGAGGCUCUCGCAGGCCCUCGGAUCCGGCGAUCUGGGCGAGGCCGAGGGCAUGGUGUUGGCAGCAGCGAACCAAGGCCGAUCUGCGCUGGCCACGCCUGGGGCGCAGUCGAUCUCUUGGCUUGGCCCGCAGCUCAAGCAUGCGCUCGAGGAACUCGAGGCCGUCGAAGUCGGUGAUUCUGGCACCGACGAUGUGGUCCAUGCAGCCGAACGAGUCCAUCUUCUCGCUGCGCUUGCCACCGCCCACACCAAGAUGGGUGAGCUGGCCGCUGACGGGAGCAGUACGGCCAAGCCCGCCUCACGUGCCAACUCACCAGCGCUGCUGCUAGGCGGUCAGCCGCAACCGCCAGCUGACAAAGUGCUCUCGUUCAACGACUUGAUCGAGCUCGACAAUGAUCAGAAGCGAAAGGGCUCAGGGCUGGACCUCGUGGGUGCAGACGUCGAAGUUAUGCCUACGCUCACGGCAUCAAUGAGCGUGGUGCCUGUUGCCGAAGCGCGGCCUGUCGAGCACUAUCUCCGGCUCCUGCAAGUGGCGCCCGAGCAGGACACGCUGCUGCGGGUGAAGGCUGCGCUGGAUGGUGCGAGCUCGCAGUGGGCCGAGGAGUUUGUCGACGGCGGUGGGCUGGCGGCACUGUUUGACGAGCUCUCGGUGGUGCAGACCGGGGCAGAAGCUGAUGUCGAGACUCACAUCUUCGAGGAGGAGCUUAUUGACACGGUGGCAACAGCAAUGGCGACGGUGAGCGGGCUGGAGGCUGUGGCUGCUGAGCCCGCAUACGUGGCGCGGUUGGCGGAGGCAACGUACUCUGAGGUGCCGAGCGUGGCGCGGCUGGCGGCGCACUUGCUCACUGGCCUUGCCCGCUACUCGAGUGAGUCACACACGUUGGUCCAGGCCUCGUUGGUCGCUGCCGCCGCAGAUCAGCCGCGGGCUCGGGCCAGGCCGUAUCAGCAGAUUGUGGCGGUGCUAGGCAAUGCCGAUCUCGACGUCGAGGGCGUGCAGCCGGUGGUCAACAUGCGGCUGGUUAACGCGCUGGUUGAUGGUGCGCCUGAGCUUGCAGCGCGGACCGCCAUGCGAGCCAUGCUGGAAGAGACCGGGGUGUGGGAGGCGGCGUGGACGCGCCUGGGUGAGGUCGUCGAAGCCGCGGCCGACGACGACAAGACUGCCGGUGCACUGCAGGCCGCUAUGGAGAGCUACGAGGCUUCGGCGGCGCACGACAAGGUGCUCGCCGAGUUUGGCGAUGUCUCACUAGAUGAUCCGGUGGCUGUGGCGCGACUGUUGCAGACGAAUCUACGAAGCGCCGGCGAGACGUAUGCCUCGUUUGUGAGUGUAAUGCAGUCACUGCUGGCCGUGCCUGGCUCAACGGCGCGCGGGUCUGUGAUCUGGGACGGGCUUGCCAAGCUGGUGGCCGAGGUGGCUGGCAAUGGGGUGGUACCCAGCUCAAAGCGCGAUGCCGGGGUUGAACAACUUCGGAAGCUCAUGGCUGAUCGAGAGGACAUCGAUGGCGCGAGGAAGCGCGAGGCAGCGCUGCAAGCGCAGAUUGCGGACUUAACCUCACAGGUAGCAACGCUCUCCGCCGAUGCGCCACAAGCAGCCAGUGCGCUGCAACGCCGCGACGCUGUCGCCGCCGAGCGCGAGGCCGCGCUGGUGGCCGCAAAGCAAACGGCUGUGCGUGCUGGUACCGAGGCGCUGCGUGCGGCACAUGCACGGCGCGAGGCCGAAGUGGCAGCCUUUAGCUCGGCAAUACGGGCUGCGCGCAACCAGCUCGAGUUUGUGACCAAGGAGCUGCAAACCACUCGCAAAAACCUCAAGGCCCACAAGAUGACGGCCGGAAUCUCGGCGGCGGCUGUCCCACUCAAGGCUGUCAUCAAGCUCAAACGGUUUGCCAAGCGGGCCAAGCAGCGGAGGGCAAGUGGCGACGGGAGCGGACCGUCUCCGCCGCCGCCGGGAGGCCCACCGCCGCCGCCUCCGCCUCCGCCGCCACCUCCGCCUGGUGGAGGCCCACCGCCGCCGCCGCCGCCGGGCGUCAAGGCCGAAGUGGUAGUCGGUGGGUUCAAGCGCGCAAGCUGCAAGAUGCGCAAACUUCGCGUCUCGGCGCUCACCUCCAAGGCAGUGGCCGGGACGGUGUUUGCGGACGUAGAGGUCUCAGCGGCGCCACUUGGUCUUGAUCUGGCCUCACUCGAGCCGCUGUUCAACGCAGAGCCCAAGGCGGUGAAGAGCAGCAAGAGCACUAGCAAGAAGCGAGCCAAGGUGAUGGAGGUUCUGGAGCCCAAGGUGGCGCAGAAGAUUGGGAUUGUGCUUGCACAGUUCCGCGAUCUGCCGAUGCACUCACUGCGCGACGCGCUGGUGGUGGUGGAUGAGGGAGUCCUGACGCCGGAACGGGUCAAGCGCUUGGCUGCGGUGCGACCAAGCGCCGAGGACGAGGAGGCUGUGCGUUCAUACCUUGUGACACCAGUACCUGGGAUUGUACUUGGUAAGGCUUCUCAGUUUGUGGCAGCGGUGAUGGAUGUGCCGGACCUCCGCGCCGAGCUCGACCUUCUUGUCUUCCACAACGAGUUUGCUGAGCUCGCAUCUGAGGCCGAAGCCGGUAUUGCGGUGGUCCACGCGGCUGUGGGCUCGCUGGCGUCGGGCGUGCAUCUUGUGCGGAUUCUCCAGCUUGUCCUUGCAGUUGUCAACUAUACUGCGUCGUCGGCGCGGCCGAUCCUUGGCUUUGCCGCGUCCUCGCUCAACGCGCUUGCCGAUACCAAGAGCGUUGAUGGCUCGUGCACGCUCUUGCACGUCCUCGCGGCGCACGUCCAACGCAACGCGCCCGAGGUCGAGGCUGGGCUCCGUGCCGAGCUAGCGGAUGCGGGCGCAGGUGCACGCAAGCCGCUCGCCACCGCCGUUGGCCCUGCGGUGCGCGAGCUAGCGAGUCGGACGCAUACAGCCGCGGCGCAGCUGCAGGCAGUUGGUGAGACCAAUCCAGGCACGCGGCUGCACGAGCUGCUGGACUCGUUUAUGGAGACGGCGCUCGAGCGGGUGGCCGAGCUGGUGGCCGAUCUCGAGCACGUCGAGGCGCGGGCGCGCGAGGUUAUGAUCAAGUACGGCGAGGAUCCGAGCAAGCACGACAUCUCGUUCCUGCUUGGUGCGCUGGCGCAGUUUCAGGUGCGGUGGGACAAGGCGCUUGCCGACAACGCCAAGACGCGGCGGCGCGAAGAAGCGCGAGCCCGGCGCGCCGCUGCCCAGGCCACCCGACGCCGCGGGCGAAAGAUGGUCUCUGCCGUUGAUCUUGCAGCGCUUGCAACGUCUGUGUAAGCCCUUGUCCUCUGGACGUAGCAUAAAGAUCAUCCAUAGCCA
Messenger RNA from Thecamonas trahens ATCC 50062, 4875 nucleotides. RefSeq lists its product as uncharacterized. The transcript has 2 exons. Bases 1 to 4833 code for a protein of 1610 amino acids. Gene Ontology annotation, molecular function: small GTPase binding; actin binding. Gene Ontology annotation, biological process: actin cytoskeleton organization. Lineage: Eukaryota; Apusomonadida; Apusomonadidae. The record is from RefSeq and is a predicted model, not a curated record.